Molecule: messenger RNA, 2845 nt
Organism: Toxotes jaculatrix (banded archerfish)
Lineage: Eukaryota; Metazoa; Chordata; Actinopteri; Toxotidae
Gene: patz1
Product: POZ/BTB and AT hook containing zinc finger 1
Exons: 6
Coding region: 118-2448 (776 amino acids)
Biological process (GO): negative regulation of transcription by RNA polymerase II; regulation of immune system process; regulation of cytokine production
Cellular component (GO): nucleus
Molecular function (GO): RNA polymerase II cis-regulatory region sequence-specific DNA binding; protein binding; DNA-binding transcription factor activity, RNA polymerase II-specific
Source: RefSeq, a predicted model, not a curated record
GGCGGUUGGUUUUGGAUUUUGUAGCUAGCUGGAAUCAACUGAUCGAAAUCGUUACACGUAAUCCGCCAUUCCUCCGACCGUUGUCGCGAACAACCGUCGUUAUUGGAUGAAUUCGGCAUGGAGAAAGUAGCGGAGCCGUCUUGGACUUCUUCGUACACCUACCAGGUGAGCAAGCACAGUGCGGAGAUGCUACACAACCUCAACGUUCAGAGGAAAGAUGGAGGCAGGUUCUGCGAUGUGGUCUUACGCGUCGGCGAGGAGAGCUUCCCUGCCCACAAAGCUGUGUUAGCCGCCUGCAGCGAGUAUUUUGAGUCGGUCUUCAGCCGCCAGACGGAGGGCGACGCCAAGGAGCUGGAGAUGCACACGAUUAGCCCGAAAGUUUUUAAAGACAUCUUGGACUUCGCCUACACCUCCAGGAUCGUGGUGCGACUGGAGUGCUUCCCGGAGCUGAUGACAGCUGCCAAGUUUCUGCUGAUGCGGUCGGUCAUUGAAAUCUGUCAGGAGGUCAUCAAACAGUCCAACGUACAGAUCCUCGUCCCGACCUCUCGGGGAGGAGAAGCCAGCCUUUUCCAGGCCACUGGGGCCACGGAGCUGGGUUUCCCGGUGGCACCGCAGGAUCUGGUAAACGGAACGGGAAUGCUGGUGAACGGUCAGAGCUUUGCUAACAGUGCGCAAAUGCAUGUGGAUGGGAGUGAAGACGACGCCGCCGCCGUGUUGCUGGAGGACGGCGGCGAGUCUUCCGUGCCAAUGUUAGAACCCGUCGAAGGACUGUCGGUUUCCCCGUCGACGGAAAUAACGGGGAACACACUUCAUCACGACGCUGGCUCCCCGGGGUCAAAGAGGGGCAGGGGGAGACCAAAGAAAGCUGGUGCAGCAGUGGAGGCUGUACAUUUCAAUCACAGCCCCCAGAAAGACAAUGGGCUGUUUCCUUGCGGGACUUGCGGCAAAGCUUUUACAGAAGCUUCCCGCUUGAAGAACCACGAAGCGCAACACGGAGCCUCCACCGGCGGUGCAAACAACGUCGGUGACAGCCUGUCAACAGCCAGUGGUAUGUCUAUAAUGUCUCAUCCCGGUCUGGUGGAAAACGGCUUGCAGUUACACGGAGGGCUGACGCUGGACAACGGGCGCAAACGGGAGAGGACCAGGCGACACGUCGGCUGUGACAUAUGCGGGAAAGUUUUCCGCGACGUUUAUCACCUGAACCGACACAAGCUCUCCCAUUCCGGGGAGAAGCCGUACGCAUGCCAUGUGUGCGGGCUCCGGUUCAAACGCAAGGACAGGAUGUCAUACCAUGUGCGGUCCCAUGACGGGUCAGUUGGAAAACCAUAUGUGUGCCAAAGCUGUGGUAAAGGUUUUUCAAGGCCCGACCACCUGAAUGGACAUAUCAAACAAGUUCACACAACAGAGAGACCCCACAAGUGCCAGAUUUGUAAUGCCUCUUUUGCUACAAGAGAUCGCCUCCGGUCACAUCUUGCAUGCCAUGAGGACAAAAUUCCCUGCAAAGUUUGUGGAAAGUUCCUGCGCGCUGCCUACAUGACGGACCACCUCAAGAAACACAGUGAAGGAACACAUAACUACUGCGGCAUUUGCAACAAAGGUUUCUCCACUGCGUCCUACCUUAAGGUGCAUAUAAAGACACACCAUGGCUCUCCACUGCCCCCCUCUACCACAAUGCACACCUUCCCUGAGCCAAGGGGGGGAUUGCAGAUGCACAACGGCACCCCUUACCACAUGGGACGCCAGUGCUCAGUGGAAGACCUGUGCGCCACUCGCCAGCUGCUUCUCACCUCGUCUGAGGCAGAGGGUCGCUUUCAUGGGCUCUCUGGACACCCAGUUCUUCCCCAGCCUGGCCCUCCAGCCUUGGGCCCGCAGCCUGAGCUGCUCAUGGGGAAGCUAGGUGGGACUCCAUAUUUCUGGGAGUGUCGCCCUGGCGGGGUGCCUGGCUUCCCUGUCCAUGGGCCUGUCACAGACGGACAGGAAAACGCUGGGAAGUGCCCUCAUCUGGAAUCAGAAGAAUCAGAUCCUUCAUUUGGUGAAUUACCCAAUGGUGACGAGCUCAAAUCUCCACACAAACCUGAUAGGCCGGAGCUCGAGAUGCCCUCUUUAGCCUGUAACGGAGCCUCUGCGGGUGCAUUGGGUUCCCCAGAGGGAUCCAAAGCCAAGAUGGACCCUGAGAAGAAGUUUACCUGCGGGAUCUGUGGUCAGGCCUUCCGCACCAAGUCCUACCUCAACAAGCACCAGCACAGAGUUCACAAAGCCCAGAAGGCCCAGGGGGUUUCAGGGUCUGGUUUAAGUGAGCUGGCCCCGUCCCUGACCUCUCCCUUCUCCCCUCAACAAAAUAUGUCUCUGCUCGAGUCGUUUGGCUUUCAGAUUGUCCAGUCUGCUUUUGCCUCUUCUUUGGUAGAUGCUGAGGCAGGUCAAAGUGGACUCGACUUUGGAGGGAAGUGACAUAUUUGCUUUGUUGUAGUUGUAACAAAGCUUCUCGCUUGUUGGACAAAGCCGGGUUGCCCACAGAAGAUGCUCUGUAUUUGGGAAUAAUUUUGCCUCAAGACUACUUUUUCGGUUUGUUACGUCGCUUAAUGUGUAUUAAAUAUUUUUGUCAGAGACUGCCAUACGAUUCCUACUUUUUCUACUUUUUCAGAGUAUGGAAAAUGUGCGGUGUUUAAAUUUUCUUUGUAAAGAAACGACAUGAAGGUUUUAUUUCCUUUAUCUGACGUGGAUCCGUUGAAGUUAUGUUUGGUAGGCUUUCAGUUGUUUUUGGCUUCUGUGUUAUUCUUAGCUGCACAUAUGUUCUUGACAUGAGAUGAAUUAUUUACUGCAUUCUUAAAAUGAGAAAUUUGCUGUC